AUGUCGCGAGGACGUUACGAAGCCUUGGACUCGGAUGCAGAGCGCCUGCCGUCAGGCCUGGAGCGAGUAGGCUACGACGCCGACACUCAGACCUAUAGCUAUCGCGACGGAGAUGGCAACUAUUGGGAGGGCGAAGAAGGCAACCGCUACGGCAACAUUCAUCCUGCAGGCCAGCGACCUCCUCCGUCGACACCAAUUUCCCCAAAAGCGCGCUACGAUGACUGGCGGUACCUUGCGCCGUGGUUUGUCCUCGUCGUCGUAGUACUGCUGGUGCUCUGGCGCUUUGUGACUUCGACACCGGCGCCGUUGAGCUGUGCUGAGGGCUUGGAGAAUUAUGUAGUGGCGAAGGGCGAUACUUGCUGGAAUAUAGCAGACGAUCGGGGCUGGACUGUCGAUGGGCUGAAGGAGGUCAAUGAUGGCUUGAACUGUGACAAACUGAUGCCUGGGGACCAGCUCUGUGUGCACGUUGCAUAG
Molecule: messenger RNA, 474 nt
Organism: Zasmidium cellare ATCC 36951
Lineage: Eukaryota; Fungi; Ascomycota; Dothideomycetes; Mycosphaerellales; Mycosphaerellaceae
Product: carbohydrate-binding module family 50 protein
Exons: 2
Coding region: 1-474 (157 amino acids)
Source: RefSeq, a predicted model, not a curated record